This is a messenger RNA of Trifolium pratense (red clover), 1012 nucleotides long. RefSeq lists its product as uncharacterized. Lineage: Eukaryota; Viridiplantae; Streptophyta; Magnoliopsida; Fabales; Fabaceae. The record is from RefSeq and is a predicted model, not a curated record. Gene Ontology annotation, biological process: tricarboxylic acid cycle; mitochondrial electron transport, succinate to ubiquinone. Gene Ontology annotation, cellular component: mitochondrial inner membrane. Bases 124 to 795 code for a protein of 223 amino acids. The transcript has 6 exons.
GUGUCCUAGGUCACUAAUCAGUAAUUACACAAUAAAUUUUUCUGCAUCGCGAGAACCAGCUAGCUUCUGGUCACCAUCUUCAUUGCGGAAGAAGUUUUGUUUCGGUAAACAAAAAAAAAAAAAAUGCAAUCUGUAUCACUCAAGCUGGCCAAGAGGCUCUCCAAUUCUUCCAAUCCUAAUUGGAGAAUUUCAUCAAACCUCAUCGCCCACACAUCAACCACAUCUUCCUCCCCUUCUCCACCGUCACCUCCGAUCUCCGCCGCCACUAACGGCACCGCCUCCACUCUUAACAACCUCCUCACCGCUCCGUGGUCCGCUUCUCAAACCCGCGGAUUGACUUUCUCUGGAUCUGAUGUUAGAGUUGGAAAUCUCAUUGAAAAUCGAGGGCGCGCUUACGAGGUUAUUAAAUUAUACAACUCUCAUGAAGGAACAGGAAAAGCUGCUAUCAAGGUUCCACCUCACAACGUAGCUAGUUAUGCCACAGUUGCUACUACCACAGGGGAUGACAUUAAAAGGAUGGAGCGAAACAGCGGAUUGAGGAAUCAAGGCCCAAAGACAAAGAGAGAGCAACUCCUAAAAGUUACUGCAGCUGUUCCUCUUCUUUUAAUAUACCCGAACGCCUAUUCAUUGCUCGCGGCAAAUUUCUUCGUAUUCUGGCACAUAAAUGCAGGGAUCGAAGAGAUUGUGGCAGAUUACGUUCACCAUGAAAUGACCAGGGAAUUUGUCUUGAUUUCUCUCAGGUUGUUCCUGAUAAUAGCAAUUAAGGACGUUUUCUUAAAUUUUGUCUUUGUGUGAUUGGAUAGAGCUUAGGUGGUGCUGACAUUGCCUUACAAUAAGAGCUCCUUGAGGAGCAAACUUGAGAAACCUGUUGAAUAGUUUGUCCUUCUCAAACUUCGAGGCGGGGCAACAUGAUAACUUCAUAAUUUAUCAAGUUAAUGGAUGCAUUAUAUUUUGCAUGACAGAUGCUGUUGCUAAUUAUGAUUUAUACAAUAAUAAUUGUUGUGGUUGAUAA